AAGGGCCACAAGGGGCUGCCUCUUUCUCUAAAGCAAAACUAAAGAGAUUUACGUACGUAUUAACACAUUUACAGCAUCAAAUCUCAUCAACGCCAACCCCUAUAUACAUCUCCGCCUCACAAUUCAUCUAUUCUAAAUUCUCGAAUUUUCUUCCUAUCAUAAUUUCCCCUUAGAUUCUUCAUCCGUGUCACAGACUAAUCAUAUUGGAUGUCUGUUAUUUACUAAUUUCAUGAUUCGAUCUACAAUUUGUACGCAUAAACUUUAUGAUUGCUAAUUUUGGUUUGCUUGAAAAGUGGAGGGGAUGGUGAGAAGAUUGGUGGCGCGAUUUUAUUAAGAUAUAAGAAAUGCCAGGAUUAGCUCAGAAAAAUGACCAGAAAUUUGCCAACGGAGCGGUGUCGUUUAACGGAUCCGUUUCCGGCAGUGGAUUCUGGUCCAAACAUCGCGACGAUGUCAGCUACAAUCAGCUCCAGAAGUUUUGGAGUGAGCUUCCACCCCAAGCUCGACAGGAGCUUAUGAGGAUUGAUAAGCAAACCCUUUUUGAGCAAGCUCGUAAGAAUAUGUAUUGCUCUAGAUGCAAUGGGUUAUUGCUGGAAGGUUUUUGGCAAAUUGUCACGUAUGGAAAGUCUUUGCAACAGGAGGGAGCAUGCAUUCAUCAUGCUUGGGCUGGAAUAGGAACCUUGAAAAGUCAAGGUGAAGAUGAUUUGCAUGAUCCGUCUGUCCAUCCCUGGGGAGGUCUAACCACAACUCGGGAUGGAGCCCUUACCCUGCUAGACUCUUAUACGUUAACAAAAUCUUUGAAAGGACUCCAAAAUGUUUUUGACAGUGCACGUGCAAGGGAACGUGAACGGGAAUUGCUUUAUCCUGAUGCAUGUGGUGGAGGCGGUAGAGGUUGGAUAAGUCAAGGAAUGGCAGGUUAUGGAAGGGCUCAUGGAACAAGAGAAACAUGUGCACUUCACACUGCCAGACUUUCUGUUGAUACGUUGGUAGAUUUUUGGUCAGCACUUGGAGAAGAGACUCGGCAUUCCCUUCUAAGAAUGAAAGAAGAAGACUUUAUUGAAAGGCUCAUGUACAGAUUCGAUAGCAAGAGGUUUUGUAGAGACUGCCGAAGGAACGUUAUUCGUGAGUUCAAGGAGCUAAAGGAACUUAAGAGGAUAAAGAGAGAACCUCGUUGCACCAGCUGGUUUUGCGUAGCAGAUACAGCAUUCCAAUAUGAGGUUUCCUGUGAUACAAUUCAAGUAGAUUGGCAUCAAACCUUCAUCGACACCUUUGGUACAUAUCAUCAUUUUGAAUGGGCAGUUGGAACUGGAGAAGGAAAAUCAGAUAUCUUGGAGUUUGAGAACGUUGGUUUGAGUGGAAGAGUUGAAGUGAAUGGCCUAGACCUCAGUGGGCUGAGUGCAUGCUAUAUUACUCUCAGAGCGUGGAAAAUGGAUGGCCGUUGCUCUGAGAUUUCAGUGAAAGCUCACUCUAUGAAGGGGCAACAGUGCAUACAUUGCAGGCUGGUGGUGGGUGAUGGUUAUGUUACCAUAUCAAGAGGGGACAACAUCAGAAGGUUUUUCGAGCAUGCUGAAGAGGCAGAGGAAGAAGAGGAUGAUGAUUCCAUGGAUAAGGAUGGAAGUGAUCUCGAUGCUGAGUGCACCCGCCCUCAAAAGCAUGCAAAGAGUCCUGAACUUGCUCGUGAGUUUCUUCUUGAUGCUGCAACUGUAAUUUUCAAGGAGCAGGUUGAAAAAGCCUUCAGAGAGGGAACAGCACGCCAAAAUGCUCAUAGUAUAUUUGUGUGUCUUGCAUUAAAAUUACUGGAAGAGAAGGUGCAUGUGGCAUGCAAGGAUAUAAUCACUUUAGAGAAACAGAUGAAACUACUUGAAGAAGAAGAGAAGGAAAAACGUGAAGAAGAAGAACGGAAGGAACGGAGAAGAGUGAAAGAAAAGGAGAAAAAGCUUCGAAGGAAGGAGAGAUUAAGGGAGAAGGAAAAGGAUAGAGAGAGGAAAUGUUCUGACUUGAACCAAUCUCAUUCUGAGAUUCUAAAGGAGGAAUUGACAUCUUGCAUCGAUGAAGAAGAGUCAGCUGUUAUUGACAGCGAGCACUCUGGGAGUAAGACAGAUGAAGCCAUCACAUCAAGUCCUUCAUCUGAAAACAUUCAAAUCGACAUACCUUUAAAUGGACACACUUCUUCAGUUACCUCACUUUACACAGAUGGAUGUACCAAUGAUGAUUUCAGCAGUUUGAAAGAUGAAAGUGAGUCUUGUCAACAGAGCGAAUUUAGAUAUUCUCGCCAAAAAAUGAAGUUCUGGAAAGAAGUUCAAGUUGAUUCAGGGUUGAAAUGCUCAGAUAGGCAGCCGUUCAUUUCGGAAAACAGGGAUAUGGUUAGACAACACGAAGCAAGACGGCAUUGUGAUAGACUUAACAAGCAACCAAGAAGUAAUGUGAGAAAUGGUGGACCCAAGUUUGCUCAUUGCCCUAACCCUCGACUGAAUGACAGAUACGACUUCCAUUCUUGCAGCUGUAACCAACAGACUGAUUACAGAGUGAAGAUAGAACCAUCUUCCAUGGCGGCCAGAGGCAUCUGGGAGGCUAAACCAGUGAGCAAGUCAGGUUCUUCAAUAGAUAUGUCCAAGCAGUAUGUUAUGCGUGAAAAUUAUGCAAACCCUAAAAAUAAAGUUAUUACUGGAAACGGUUACCGUUCAAACAGGGAUUUGCCUGCCACCAAGAAAGUAUGGGAGCCAAUAGUUACAUUUAGACCAUCUACAUUUUGUACAGAAGCCGUCAAAAUCGAUAAGCAUCCCAAGUCUUCUUCUCCUUCCAGCAGCUCUGAUGAAAUGUCUGAGGUUUCUGUUCAAAACAGUCCUGAAGAGACUGGUAAAAAUGGUUCCGGAAAAUCUAUCAUCCAAUCAGUUAAUGGUUUCCAAUGUGAUGAAGUGAAGUCCCCACUGUGUCUUAAGGAAGUAUCCAAUGUGGAAGCAGAAUCAUCAUCCAACACUUCUGAUAAUUGCUCAUCCUGCCCCAGUGAGGGAGACAGCAAUACCUCCUCAUCUGUGAAUGUCCUUAACCCUGAAUCUUCAUCGACCUCAGAUUCCGAAGAUUCUAGUCUAAAUUCAGAAGAAAGACUGCCAUGCCUUCAAAGUGGUAAAAAGCAAUCCAUGGAGAGCUCAGUUUGUGUUAAUCAACUCCCACCCAGUAGUACAACAUCUUCUUAUGCUUCUUCAGUUGCCCCCCAUGGUGAUGAAAGAUCACGGGUUACUUUGGGAAUUCAACAACAACCAGUACAUCCUCCACCGGUUCAUAAUAAUAGUAAUAAUCAGAACGUUCACUUUCCAAUGUUUCAAGCUUCUACAAUGGGUUACUACUAUCAGAGUCCGGUUUCAUGGGCAGUUCCACCGGCGAGUAGUUUGAUGCCAUACCCCCAUCCCACCAGCCACUAUGUAUUCACAAGCCCUUUUGCGUAUGGUAUGAACGUUAGCUCACCGUAUAUGCAGUAUGGUGCUGGCUUUCAGCCUUUCCCUCAACCACUGUUUAGUAGUCCUCCCCCUCCCCCUCCUGGUCAUCAUUUAACUGUGCUCCAACCUGCUUGUCAAUCUAACAAUGAUGAUUUAAAAGAGAACAAGAUUUACAAUCAAGGGGGUGCUGGGAUGAAAGAUGAACACAAUGAAGAUAUAAGGGGGCAAAGUGUGAAGUGUAACAAAAAAGUUGAUGCGGUGGGGGGUUCAGCCUUCUCUCUUUUUGCCUUCUCUGAUCCUACUUCUGUUAAAGAAGGGACUGUUGGGAAUUUCACAUCAAACUUACCAAGGGAUGACAUAAAAGGUGGUGAACAUGGCUGCGAUAAGAAGGGCCCCAUGGAGGAAUACAAUCCAUUUGCAAAUGGCAUCAAGUUUUCGUUCUCUGAUAUAGUUAAAUAACCUCAAUGAGGUAGCUGCACUUCUUUUUGUAAAGAAAGAAUUUGCAGUUUCUGUUCUAAUACACCGAGUGAUAUGGAAGUUUGAGCAUUUGUAUUAUGGCACACAAUAAUGCAUCUCUGAACAGUUUGGCCUCCUUUUUUCGCGAUUUUUAGUUGAUUGGAUCAUUUUUCAUUGUUUUUAAAUUCUAUUUUAGACAGAAAGAAGGGUUGAGAGAAUGUCGUAGUACAGUUUAUAAGGUUUUCUAUAUUCAAUCAGUUUUUCGAAAGGAGAUUAAUGGAACAUUUGGCUUGAUUUUCUAAUGGUAUAUUUUCUGUUUUUGUUUUUUCAUA
Messenger RNA from Cuscuta europaea, 4219 nucleotides. The record is from the annotation of a GenBank genome assembly. Lineage: Eukaryota; Viridiplantae; Streptophyta; Magnoliopsida; Solanales; Convolvulaceae.